GUUCAUAUACAGCACAAGCAUUUGAAGUGUGAUUGAUGAUGAUGAUGAUGAAGGUGUCUCUGUGUUUCAGGUUCUUGUGUCCUCGUCCAUCUAAAAGUAAUUCUUCAGACUGCAGCUCCGCCUCAAGCUUUAUGGCCAACAAGGAGAACAUCCUAGUAUCUCAGCGUCCUCCUCCUGAACUGGACUAUUACGGUGACUCUCCAGACCUCCAUCCAGCCUUUGAGGGGGGUCAGCUGGACCCCAGGACUCAGCUGAGGGGGGACAGAGGACCUUCAUCGUCCAAGAGGAAAAGCUUGGAGCUGGAGGAGGAUGAGGAGGUGUCCAAACGAAUCUGUCGCUCCCGGCCCUCCUCCUCUUCCUCCUCCUCUUCCUCCUCCUCCGGGCCAGGGUUGGGGGGGUCGGACCUGCAGGCGGUCUCUGAGUGGGAGAUGGAGCUGCAGAGCAGACAGCAGCAGGAGGAGGAGGACCGCAGACUGGCUCUGCUCCUGCAGAAAGAGCUGGACCAGGAGGAGAAGCAGAGAGCCACCAACAGACGUAAAGGAUCCUCUGAUGCCUAUUUGCUCCGCCAGAACCGCCACCCCCCAAGAAAGAGCUCCUCCAGCCCCUCCUCUGCCUCGUCUGCAAAGACUGCAUCAUCAUCCUCCUCCAGAGGAAGCAAACAGACCACUCUGACCCACGUCUUCUCCAGCCUCAGCAGCUGAACCUGCUGCCCCUUUCUCCUUCUGCUUCAGUCCCAGUGUCUCUCUACCAACAGAGUCUGAGUGGCUUGACCACCCAUCUGUCUGUCUGUCUGUCUCUCUCUCUCUCUCUCUCUCUCUCUUCGCUGUAUUCACUGUGGAGACACUACGUGGCCAGAAAUAAGUGGACAGCUGAACAUUGCCCCCUCCUCCCUCCGUAAGGGAACCUGGACUCAUCAGUCCUCCUAUGUUCCUGGUCUCCGACAGUGAAACCACAUCAGACCGUCAGUGAGGUCCAACAGUGCUGCCGGAGAUCAGGUCUUAACAGAUCUGAACACGAACUGGGCUGUCCACAGACAUUUGGCCAGAUGUUGAGAAACUGAACCAAAUUUCAUUCAUUUUUCAUUGAAUUUUACACUUUAUUAGUUUGAAGAAGUUUAGAGUCAGAAAUAUUUAGUUUGAGUUCUUCUGAAGGUAUAUAUUGAUAUAUUGGUAUAUUGAUCACCACCCGGCCAGAGUUCAGUGUGUGAGUCACUGUUCAAUGUAUAAAUAACCAGAGAGGACUGAACACGUUAACAUGUUACCAUGCCAACUGCACACAUUGAACACGUUGAUGCUGCGUUCAGGUUCUGUGGGAGAUUUCCUGUUUCAGCCUCUAGACGGAGUUAAUCAUCAAUAUAUGAUCAAUAUAUCAGCUUGAACAGACUUUGGUUGAUGUGAGACGUUUCUGCUUUAAUUGAGAAUCAGGUUUUCUUCAGUUUCACAGUAAUCAGUGAUAUCAUCAUACAAUGCUAACAGUGGGAGCCGACUGUUAAUGGACACUAUCGCUGUGUACUGACUGACUCUAACUGUUCCCAGAGAAUAAACUGUAUGUCUGUGAUUUACAGCCUGCAGGUGGCGCUGCUGUGACUGCACACUCAUACAAUGAGAAAUAAAGAGUUUUUUUAUUGUCUGA
Molecule: messenger RNA, 1632 nt
Organism: Morone saxatilis (striped sea-bass)
Lineage: Eukaryota; Metazoa; Chordata; Actinopteri; Moronidae
Gene: rnf168
Product: ring finger protein 168
Exons: 2
Coding region: 36-701 (221 amino acids)
Source: RefSeq, a predicted model, not a curated record